Molecule: messenger RNA, 1339 nt
Organism: Microbotryum saponariae
Lineage: Eukaryota; Fungi; Basidiomycota; Microbotryomycetes; Microbotryales; Microbotryaceae
Source: the annotation of a GenBank genome assembly
AUGACCACCGCCUCCACUUCUUCCUCUUCCACCAAAAGGUCCCAGACUGAUGACGUGGGCCAGACUCCUGCUGAGCCUUUGGAGUCGAUCGCACCAACCGAUUCACAUGCCGCCGCUGAGACCGCCGACAAACCUUCGGCUAGUAAAGUUGCCAAGGUGGACAAGCAUCCGGAACAUGAAGCAACCGAGGAGAAGCAAGACGGUCUUCACGUUGAAGACGAGGAUGAGGACGAGGACGACUCGAAUGCGAUCGCCCCGUCUCAAAUCGCCAACCUUACCAAGCUGUACGAGGACGGUAUUCUCGAAGUCGUCAAUGAUGGGGAGACGGUCCACCAUCCUUGCAAUGCGACGCACAAUAAAAUCAUUUCCCUGUGGUACGCACGCCUUGAAGCUCUGCUUACACGAGCCGAACGAUGAACGCUCCUUGGGCCCCACAUUGACCUUGGAGCCUCCCUCCCAUUGUGAUCGUAGGCAAGGCGAUAUCACAGUCCGUCCACGACUCCCGCGUCUUUGCGAUCAUCACUUCGUUCUGACGGACACCCCUACUCCGACCCACAGCACCUCAAAGUAGACGCCAUCGUCAACGCGGCCAACAACUCGCUCCUCGGAGGCGGUGGCGUCGACGGAGCGAUCCAUCGAGCCGCUGGACCCAGUCUACUUAAAGAAUGCAGACCUUUAAAAGGGUGCGAAACCGGUCGGACCAAGAUCACCAAAGGUCAUAGACUGCCCUCCAAACAUGUCUUGCACACCGUCGGCCCGAUCUAUUCGAGGAAUGAUCGACAAGAGAGUGAAGAGUUGCUCAGGGGUUGCUACAAGACGUGUUUGGCCUUGGUCAAGGAGCAUGCACUCACCUCGGUGGUGCGUACAUCAAAUUUUGUCAAUAUUGUCGCUCGAGUGUGCUGAGCAUGAAGAUCAUGUUCGUGCAGGCUUUCUCGGGCAUCUCGACCGGCGUCUACGGUUAUCCCCUGAGCGAAGCCGCCCAAGUCGCCCUUGACGAGGUCCGCCAAUUCCUCGACAAUGAUGAGUAUGGAUCCAAGGCAAGUCCUGCGAUACACAUACUCUGCUCUGGACUCGAAAUUGGGACCAGCUGACUAAGAUCUUUCUCCUCUACGACCGCGCAUCGCUCAGAUCAAGCACAUCGUCUUCACCAACUUUCGACAGAUUGAUGUCGAUCAAUGUAAGCGUCGGUUCUCCCUAUUGCCUCAGCGAUCUCGAAUCUUCCAUUCACUUUCUAUCAUUGUUGCAUCGCUCUCCAGAUCUUCGCCAUGUACCGGACUACUUCCCGCCCGCUCCGUCAGAGGUGCAAGAUGAGUCGAAAGAGCCCGAAGAGGGGGCCUGA